AUGGCGGCGGGCUCGGAUCUGCUGGAUGAGGUUUUCCUGAACGCUGAGGUGGACGAGAAGGUGGUGAGCGACCUGGUCGGCUCCCUGGAGUCCCAGCUGGCCGCCUCCGGCCACCACCACCCCCACCACAACGCCCAGGAGCCCCUCAGGGCCGCGGGGGGGCUGCUGGGCAACCAUGUUGUGAGCAGCGGCGGCAGCAGCAGCAGCAGCCCGAGCCCGAGCCCGGGAGGAGGAGCGGUGGGAGGCAAUGCCAAUGCCCAGACCGAGAGCCCCGCCGGCGGCGCCACGGCCGGCGGCACCCCCGCCAAGAUGGGACUUGGCGGCCCCGAGAUCACCAAGCCAGGAGCUGGCGGCGUGCAAGGGAGUGUCAUCAAUCAUAACGCCAGGUCCCAGGGCUCCGGUCUGGAUGGGGCCACCACCACCAACGCCGGCACUGCUGCAGGAGUCCAAGGUGGAUCUGAAGCUGCUGUCGCCCCAGGGACCCUCAGCCAGGGCAAAUCGGUGGUAAUCAGUACCAUGGCGACAGCCUUGUCUACCAGGAAUGGGAAAAUCGGGACCACGGCGGUGCAGACUUUGAAUGGGAGUAACGUGGUGAUGAAUUCUCACCAUUCGGGGGGUGCUUCUUUCCCAGCAACCCCUGUAACAGCUAACCCUGCUGUCACCCCCGCUGUCACCCCUCUUGUCAACAACGGACCAGGAAAUGUGGGGAAGGUAAACACCGUUAAUGCCGUUUUGCCAUCCGCUUCUAAUACCGUCAUCCAGACUUCUUUCCUUGGCGCUGGGGUGUCCUCUGCCUCUUCCCCUUCCCCUACAGUGAUCUCCUCACAACAGCCCCCAAGCAUUGGGACUGGGGGGCCAACGGUGGCGUUGGUGAGGCCACCCAUUCAUCCAGCAGGACCUUCAGUGGCUGCAGCCACCCAGAACGGGAGCAAUACUGUGAUCAAUUCAACCAUCAGUGUAGGAAACUUCCCUGCUGCGGCUGUUGCUGCCGCCACCGUUGGGUCUGGUGUUUCCCUCCAGACAUCUCUCGUGAACAGCCAGCCUGGUUCUAGUGUGCCGGCUGCACCUGCCGCACAGGUCAUCAAAUCGGAGUCUCCUAAAACCAUCGUGCAGGCAGUAACCCAACAUCAGACUCUGGCUGCUGGUGGCCAACCCAGUACUACAGGGGGUAAUAUGAUAAUUGGGCAAACUAUGCAAGCUGGGCUGCCCAACGUAGCUCCUAAUCCUGGUGGGGUACCUCCUGCACCUCCAGGUACCCCCACUGGCCUGGCUAAGGGCACUGCCAAUACAGUGGCACAGAGCCUGCCAAGGACUCCAGCAGCAACUACAAGUGGAAUCAGAGCAACUUUGACUCCCACUGUUUUAGCACCUCGUCUGCCUCAGCCUCCUCAGAAUCCAACAAAUAUCCAGAACUUUCAGUUGCCACCAGGCAUGGUCCUCGUGCGUAGCGAGAACGGCCAGUUACUGAUGAUCCCUCAACAUACUUUGGCACAAAUGCAGGCGCAUGCGCAGUCCCAGCCUCAAACUACCAUGACUCCUCGCCCUGCCACGCCUACCAGUGCUUCUUCGGUCCAGAUCUCGACUGUGCAGGUCAGUUCACUGAGAAAUGCUCCUGGAACACCUAUCAUUGCACGGCAGGUGGCCCCGACCACUAUAAUCAAGCAAGUUUCACAGGCGCAGACAACAGUGCAACCCACGACGACGCUACAGCGGCCGCCUGUAGUUCAGCCUCAGAUUGUUCUGGGUAGUACAGCGCAGACGUCGGCGUUGGGGACAGCGGCUGCUGUGCAGACUGGAACGGCUCAGAGGACGGUGCAAGCAGCCACGGCGGCUUCAACUGUGGCCACAGAAACUAUGGAAAAUGUGAAGAAAUGCAAGAAUUUUCUCUCUACACUAAUAAAACUGGCCUCUUCUGGAAAGCAGUCGACAGAGACUGCCGCUAAUGUGAAAGAACUAGUCCAGAACCUGCUGGACGGCAAACUUGAAGCUGAAGAUUUCACCAGCAGGCUGUACCGGGAACUUAAUUCUUCACCUCAACCCUACCUUGUGCCUUUCUUGAAGCGGAGCUUACCUGCCUUGAGACAACUGACUCCGGACUCAGCGGCGUUCAUUCAGCAAAGCCAGCAGCAGCAGCCGCCCACGACGCAGGCCACGACCACUCUUACGGCUGUGAUGCUGAACAGCCCCAUUCAGCGCACAGCAGGGAAGACCACUGCCACCGUCACGAGCACCUUGCAGCAGCCAGUCAUCAGCCUGACGCAGCCGACGCAAGUUGGGGUUGGCAAACAAGGGCAGCCCACGCAGGUGGUAAUCCAGCAGUCUCAAAAACCGGGCACGUUGAUUAGGCCUCCGCAAGUGACGUUGACACAGACCCCGAUGGUGGCACUGCGGCCACCACACAACCGUAUUAUGCUUACCGCUCCUCAACAAAUACAGCUGAACCCACUUCAGACAGUCCCUGUAGUAAAACAAACAGUAUUACCUGGAACCAAAGCUCUUUCUACUCUUUCAACACAAGCAGCAGCUGCUCAAAAAAAUAAACUCAAAGAACCCGGGGGAGGCUCUUUUAGGGAUGAUGACGAUAUUAACGAUGUUGCAUCGAUGGCGGGAGUCAACCUAUCAGAAGAGAGCGCACGUAUAUUGGCUACGAAUUCUGAGUUGGUGGGCACGUUAACAAGGUCGUGUAAAGACGAGACCUUUCUCCUCCCGGCACUUUUGCAAAGAAGGAUACUAGAAAUAGGUAAAAAGCAUGGAAUAACGGAAAUCCACCCUGAUGUAGUUAGCUAUGUAUCGCAUGCCACGCAACAAAGGUUACAAAACUUGGUUGAGAAGGUAUCAGAGACUGCCCAGCAAAAGAAUAUAUCUUACAAGGACGAUGAAAGAUACGAGCAAGCAAGUGAUGUUAGGGCGCAGCUCAAGUUCUUUGAACAGCUUGAUCAAAUAGAAAAACAGCGGAAGGAUGAACAAGAAAGGGAAAUUUUAAUGCGCGCGGCAAAGUCUCGAUCUAGACAAGAAGAUCCAGAACAGCUUAGGUUGAAACAAAAGGCCAAGGAGAUGCAGCAACAAGAACUAGCACAGAUGAGACAGAGGGAAGCCAACCAAACUGCUUUGGCGGCAAUCGGCCCCAGAAAGAAGAGGAAAGUUGACUCUCCAGGUGCUGGACCAGGGACGGAGGGAUCCAGUGCGAGCGUGGCAGUCCCAGGAGGCUCGGGAGUGGGAACGACCAGGCAGUUUACACGGCAAAGGAUAACGCGGGUGAACCUCAGGGACCUCAUAUUUUGUUUAGAAAACGAGCGAGAGACAAGCCAUUCACUAUUGCUAUACAAAGCAUUCCUUAAGUAAAAGUGGAGAAGAUCAAGGUAUUUUUGACUGAGAAGACACCUGGGGACACUUUUUUUUAUAUAUAUUUGCAGAUGACGCCUUUUUGUAACGAGCGUAUGGGAUAUUGUUUGGAAACAACAACAACAACCCCAUCAACAACCAUCCUGAGACAACCACCUCUUUACAAGGAAUCGUUUUCUAUUCCCAUUUAUUAUAAACUCUUUGGUGUAAGAGCAAUCCCUUUCUUUGACAGCGAGGAGACAUGUAAAGGCCUGAGGAGACGAUAGGAAGACGAUUUAAAGUUUAACUCAUCUCUUUGAUUGAGUGGCCUUCUUGCCAAACAAGCCAUAUUAUAGAGACUGACGGAACCGUUUAGCAAAUAACCAGCUUCUCUGUGUCAGAUCCUGUAGCAAUUUCAACUUUAAUUGUGCAUUUUAGUUCUGUUUUCCUUAACUAAAUUCAAUUAUAUAGGUAUAUGUCUACAGCAGAUGACCUCAUUUUAUUUUAGCUUCUAAAAGAAGUCAGUUAGCAAAGCAAACUGAUUUUAAUAAAUAUUUAUCUCCCUCUCCCCUCAAAUUGUUCAAAUUCUAGAUUACACUUAAUUUUAAGCGUGAACCUCGAUUUUUAAAGAUCUCGUUAUUAUUGCUUAUUAGAGGCGCCCCACCUGAAUGCCCGCAAACGAGGGUUACUUCUGAAUGUUUUAUCAGCAUCUGUAAAAAUUUAAAAAGAAAAAAAAGAAAUGCAUUUUAUUUGCUAUAGUUUGUAAAGCUGUAAAGUUUAAAAAAAAAGGAAAAAGGAAAAAAAAAGAAAAACCUUUUCAGCAUAAAUAUAUUUUACUUGCACUGUGUUUUUUAGCAAAAGUGAAAGCUUAGAUUAAAUAAAAAAUCAAAGUUGAGAGGAAUCAUCAAAAAAAGACAGUUUCUCAGUGUGAAAAUCAAGUGUUGAAAAAUGGUUGGUGUAUUUUGUCAGUAAUUGUACAUAAUUUUUGGCACAUAACAUUAAAAAAUGGCUAUGUAAACUAUAAUUAUUUUGCUAAAAGACUGUAUGCAAGCUAUGGGCUUACUUUAAAGAUGUCCAGAGCAAAAGUCCCUUCUUUGUACCUAUUUUUUUAUUACAAAUAUACUAAUUGGUUCUUUAUAUUUUCAGAGGUUAUUGUAUUAAAUUGUCUAUUGAUAGUACUUUUAUGACUGUAAAUAUGUCGGCUUUCUUUGUGUGGACUCUCAUCUUAGAAUUUAAGGGCAGGAGCUACCUGGAAUGUUUCUUGUUUAAUUCCUAUUGAAUGGAGGUCUGCAUGGACUGGUGGCAUUCCUUUUGAUGGGGCUUGUCUAAGAAACGUUCUCAAGGUGGAUUGCACCUUAACUUUCUUUGUGUGCAAACUGAAUGCUGAUCAGUAUUUUUAUCAACACCCAACAAACUGUUACACCUUUUUAUUUUGUCUCUUAGGGGGAAAAAAUCCUGUCUUUCCAUUUUUUUUUCAUGUAAAUUUUGCACAGUUCCUUGUUCAUAUGUAAAUAUUUUACUUUCAAAAAUGAAGU
This is a messenger RNA of Eublepharis macularius, 4856 nucleotides long. RefSeq names its product TATA-box binding protein associated factor 4 (gene TAF4). The record is from RefSeq and is a predicted model, not a curated record. The coding region runs from base 1 to 3342 and encodes 1113 amino acids. Gene Ontology annotation, biological process: transcription initiation at RNA polymerase II promoter; DNA-templated transcription. Gene Ontology annotation, molecular function: RNA polymerase II general transcription initiation factor activity; DNA binding; protein heterodimerization activity. Gene Ontology annotation, cellular component: transcription factor TFIID complex. Lineage: Eukaryota; Metazoa; Chordata; Lepidosauria; Squamata; Eublepharidae. The transcript is spliced from 16 exons.